AUAAUUUUUAGGGUGCCCUCCAUCUAAACUUGAAGUCUCUCUUUCAUUCCUUAUAUAUAGUUUACAAUUGGGUUCUCAAUUUCCAAAUUAAGCUCAUACAUUUUUUGAAAAUGAAUUCUUGUUUGAGAACAUGGAUUAUGUUAUCCAUGUUAUUAUUUAUAAUUAUGAAAUCUCAAAAAUUUGUCAAGGGUGAACCACUAGUUCCCUGCUUAUUUUUCAUGGGAAGUUCAACUUUUGACAAUGGAAAUAACAAUUUUCUUGUUACCAAGGCAAAAUCCAACUAUCUACCAUAUGGGAUUGACUAUCCUGACGGUCCGACAGGCAGAUUCUCCAAUGGCCGGAAUAUCCCCGAUUUCCUUGCCCAAUUCCUGCGUUUUGAUAACCCAAUUCCACCUUUUGCAUCUGCCAGAGGCUUGGAGAUCCUCAGAGGCGUAAAUUAUGCAUCAGGUCAAGCAGGAAUUCGUGACGAGACAGGAUUCCAAGUGGGCGAUCGGAUCAGCUUUAAUAGACAGUUACUGAAUCACAAGACAACUAUAUCACGAUUUUCUCGUUUACUUGGAAGAAACGUGGGUGUAACAAAAGAUUACCUUAACAAGUGUUUGUAUAUAGUUAAUAUAGGCAUCAAUGAUUACACUAGCAACUACUUUUUGCCACAAUACUACUCAACAAGUCUAGUGUAUACUCCCGAUCAGUUUGCAGCCAUCUUGAUUCGACAAUAUGCUCAACAGCUAAGGACCUUGUACAGCUAUGGAGCAAGAAAAAUUGCCAUAUUUGGGCUUUCUCGAGGGGGGUGCCUUCCACAAGAAUUGGCAAUGUAUCCACCUACAAAUGGAUCUUCAUGUGUGGAGCCCAUUAAUAAUGCAGUCCAGCUAUUCAAUAACAGACUGAUCCCUAUGAUUGAUGACCUCAACAGCAAUUUACCAGACGCAAAAUUUAUCUAUAUAAACAUUACCAGCAUUUCUUCAGGAGAUCCUUCAGCUAUUGGUAUUAAAGUUGUGAAUGCUCCAUGUUGUAAAGUAUUAACAACAUCAACAACUUUUGCCAGGGGACAAUGUGCUCGCGGAAAAGUUCCAUGUAAUAACAGAGAUGAAUAUAUGUUCUACGAUAAUAUUCAUAACACGGAGAUUAUAAAUUUUGUCACGGCAACAAGAGCAUACAAUGCAACAUUACCAACCGAUGCCUAUCCGACGGAUAUAAGUCAUUUAGCUUCGCAAUAUAAAUUUAAGAUAUAAAUACAACUAUACAUUAAUUUCAUGAAAAAAAUAAUUAAAUGCCUUCGUAUUGUCGUUAUAGUAGAUCAGUGAAAAUUUCCUUGUUGAUGCUGAAUUAAUAAUAGGAAUUUUUUUGGUAAUCAUUCGGACUAUACUCCCAUUAUCGA
Olea europaea var. sylvestris is the source of this 1378-nucleotide messenger RNA. Its product is annotated as GDSL esterase/lipase At1g29670-like. The transcript has 5 exons. The record is from RefSeq and is a predicted model, not a curated record. Gene Ontology annotation, molecular function: hydrolase activity, acting on ester bonds. Bases 111 to 1232 code for a protein of 373 amino acids. NCBI's taxonomy places the organism in Eukaryota, Viridiplantae, Streptophyta, Magnoliopsida, Lamiales, Oleaceae.